AUGGGGCCGUGAGGAUGGACAAGAGGGUAUGUGUGAUCCAAACCAACUUUCACCAGUACAGAGGGAGGCUGCGCACUUCAGCACACUUGACGAACGAGAGUGAGGUGCGGCAGCUGUUGCAGACAUUGGAUUACAGAGAAGAGGAACUGAGGAAGCUUCAAGAGGAGCGAGAACAUCUGCUAGAACUCAGCCAGCAGGCCAUUGAGGACCUCCAGAGUGAGGAGGAGAAGGUAGAGACUCUCACCAAACAAAGGAGCCAGCUGCAGAUGCACGCUCAAGACUUGGAGUACCAGUUGGAUGAAGAGCGUCAGCUGCGUUUGGAGCUGGAGAAGAACUAUAGACCUCAGACUAAGAACGGACCAGGAACCAUGGAGCAGAGGAACGGGCUGGAGGAGCACUUCAAAUGGAGGGAACAGGAGAUCAACAGCACCAGCUCUAGACUGCAGGCUGAGGAGGCCUUGAACCACGACCUGCAGAGGAAGAGCCAGGAACAGCAGGCACGGAUCGAGGAGCUGGAGGAGGAGCUGGAGGCCGAACGCUCCAUGAGAGCAAAAGUGGAGAAGCAAAGGGCUGAGCUGAGCAGAGAGCUGGAGGAGCUGACUGACAGAUUGGAGGAGGCUGGAGGAGUCACUGUCUCACAAAUGGAGGUGAACAAGAAGUGGGAGGCGGAGCUAGUGCGUGCGAGGCGGGACUUGGAAGAGUGCACGGUCCAGUCGGAGGCGAUGCUGGUGGCGGUGAGAAAGCGCCACAGUGAGACGCUGUCUGAACUAACCGAGCAGUGUGCGGCCCUCCAGAGGACCAGGGCCCGGCUGGAAAAGGACAAGCUGAGCCUGAGGGAUGAGCUAGAGGAGCUGGGAGUGUCUCUGGACACGUUGCACAAGGCCAAGAUGUUGUCGGACUCUCAGCUGAAGAAGAUGGAGGAGCAGCUAGCGGAGGCCAACAGAAGAGGAGAGGACCUGCAGAGGGCGCUGUCCGAGCUCACCUCAGCCAAGAACAGGCUCACAGCUGAUAAUGCAGACAUGAGCCGGAGGAUGGAGGAGGCGAAGGGUCAAACCAAUCAGAUGAGCCGAAACAAAGGUUUGCUCCAAUCACAGCUGGAGGAGCUCAAGAAGCAGCUGGACGAGGAAGUGAAGAACAAGGGUGUGCUGAGCAGUGCUCUGGCCCAGGCUCGGCAGCAGAGCGUGGGGCUGAGGGAGCAGCUGGAGGAGGAGCAGGAGAGCAGACAGGAGCUACAGAGGCUGGUGUCCAAACUCAACACAGAGGUCACACUGUGGAGGAGCAGGCAAGAGUCAGAUGCCCUACAGCAUGCUGACGAAAUACAGGAGACCAGGAAGAAGCUGGCAUUGCGUCUUCAGGAGGCAGAGGAGGCGGUGGAGGCGACCCAGGCCAAAUGCUCCUCUCUGGAGAAGACCAAGCAGAGACUGCAGGGGGAGCUGGAGGAUCUGUGUGAGGAGCUUGACAAGGCAAAUGGCUGUGGUCAGGCUCUGGACAAGAAACAGCGCCUCCUGGAGAAGCAGCUGGGCGACUACAGGCACAAGUGCGAGGAGCUGCUGUGUGAGGUUGAGAGCUGUCAGAAGGAGAACCGCCAACAUGCCACCGAGCUGUUCAAACUUAAGAGCAUCUACGAGGAGAGCCUGGAACAGAUGGAGGUGCUCAGGAAGGAGAACAAGGCCUAUCAGGAGGAAGUAGCUGAGCUGUCGGACCAGCUCUCAGAUGGAGGGAGGAGCGUCCAUGAGUUGCAGAAGGCCAAGAAGAAGAUGGAGAUGGAGAAGGAGGAGCUGCAGGCAUCUCUGGAGGAGUCUGAGGCUGCUCUCGAGGUAGAGGAGAGCAAAGUACUGCGUCUGCAGAUGGAGCUGUCUCAGAUCAAAGCUGAUCUGGAGAGGAGACUGAAGGAGAAGGAUGAGGAGAUGGAGGUGGCCAGAAAGAGCCAGCAGAGGGCGUUGGAGUCCCUACAGGCCAGUCUGGAUGCUGAGGUGAAAGGUCGUGUGGAGGGGCAGAGGCUGAAAAAGAAGCUGGACUCUGAGCUGUCCGAGCUGGAGCUACAGAACCAACUCCUCACCACAACCAACGCAGAGCUCAGCAAGAGCAGCAAGAAAGGCCAGCAGCAGAUCAAGGACCUACAGGCCCAGCUGGAGGAGGAGGUGCGGGCUCACGAGCAGCAGCAGGAGGAGCAGGCAGCGCAAGAGAGACGGGUCACAGUGCUGCUGGGUGAGGCAGAGGAGGUGCGCACAGCCUUGGACAGUUCGGAGAGAGCCCGCAAAACUCUGGAGAACCAAGUCCAAGAGGCCAACGACAAGUGCAGCCACCUCAGCACCCAGCUCCAGAGUGCCUUGAGUGGGCGGAGGAAAGCGGAGGUGGAUGUGCAGACUCUGCAGCAGGAGCAUGAGGAGAUCCAGGCUGAGCUCCGGGGGUCAGCGGAGAAGGCCAAGAAGGCGCACGCCGAGCUGUCCAGAGUGAGUGAGGAGCUGCGCGUGGAGCAGGAGCACUCUCUACAUCAGGAGAGGGUGAAGAAGAGUUUGGAGGUUCAGCUCAAAGACCUGAGCAUGCGGCUGGAUGAGGCUGAGCAGAGCGCUAUCAAAGGGGGCAAGAAGCUCACCCACAAACUGGAGGCCAAGAUAAAGGAGCUAGAGGCAGAACUGGAGGCAGAGCAGGCACGGCACUCGGACACGGUGAAGAGCCUGAGGAAGAACGAAAGACGCCUCAAAGAGCUGCUGUUCCAAAGCGAAGAGGACCACAAGAACCAGGCUCGGCUCCAGGAACUGGUGGAGAGGCUGCAGAGCAAGAUGAAAGCCUACAAGAGACAAGUGGAGGAGGCCGAGGAACAGGCCAACAUGAACUUGACUAAGUAUCGGAAGAUGGUGCACGAGCUGGACAAUGCAGAGGAGCGAGCCGACAUCGCAGAGUCCACUCUCACCAAGAUCAGGACCAAGCGCCGAGGCAGCUUCAGCAAAGGAUACUCAUCUGGCUACAGCACGCCUUACCCCGGCCUGGUCCACUCCAACAGCUCCGUGUGCUCAGAGGGACAUGAAGACAAGAUUCUGAACGAUGACAACGAAUCUGUCAGCUCUCUCAUCCCUGCCUAUCUCAACUCUCUGCAGAAACUCAUGAUCGACUAAAGACACCUGGCCUAUCUCCACUCUCUGUAAAGCACAAAAUGUCUUACCCCAGGACAGAUAUAUUGUAUAAACAUCUCUUGAGGUCAAAAAAUGUCCAUUGUGUACUAUCUGCAUCUAAUUGUGAAGCGUUUUAUUGUCUGAGAAUGAGGAAGUGCCUGUUAUUACCAACAAUUGCAGCAUUACUGUGGCAGUUGAGAAAAGCGUCUAUACACUCAUCACAGUGAAAAAUGUGCAUGCUCAUAAUGUUGAACUGAUAUUGAUAUAUCCCCCAUUCCUAUUCUAUCGGCCCACAUUGAUAUUUGAUGGCGAUAUUCAGUACCAAUAAUUUUUCCGCUGCCCAAUUCUCUGUGCACCCUUUUUGACUAGACUAAUGAAUCAAAACAGAAGUGGAAGAGCGUUAUAUGACAAUAUGUUACACAAACAUAACAAAUAAUUUUAUAUCCCAAACAAACACAUUUGAUUAUUUUUUUUACAAAAGUAAAAGUUAAUUUGUGGGCCUUGAUAAUGAUUUUAAAAGCUAAAUAUGUGUACUGGCAAAUAUCAGUUAUUGGCCACAGCAGCAAGACAAAAUAUUGGUCCAUCCCGAGCUCAGAAUGCAUAAGGGAAGUGAAGGAUAACAUUGGACCACUGCAAACUGUUUAAAAUGAAGUAGUUUUUCACUUUUUUAAGACAGUAAAAUCACGUACAGCAACAACUCACUGACAAACCCCGCCUAUCUCUACUCACUGUAAUUUCUAUUAAAUAUUCUUUUUAGAC
Periophthalmus magnuspinnatus is the source of this 3872-nucleotide messenger RNA. RefSeq names its product myosin-16. Gene Ontology annotation, cellular component: myosin complex. The record is from RefSeq and is a predicted model, not a curated record. The transcript has 22 exons. The coding region runs from base 15 to 3116 and encodes 1033 amino acids. NCBI's taxonomy places the organism in Eukaryota, Metazoa, Chordata, Actinopteri, Gobiiformes, Gobiidae.